Messenger RNA from Xyrauchen texanus (razorback sucker), 3187 nucleotides. Its product is annotated as cell adhesion molecule 3-like. The record is from RefSeq and is a predicted model, not a curated record. NCBI's taxonomy places the organism in Eukaryota, Metazoa, Chordata, Actinopteri, Cypriniformes, Catostomidae. The transcript is spliced from 12 exons. Gene Ontology annotation, biological process: homophilic cell-cell adhesion. The coding region runs from base 243 to 1889 and encodes 548 amino acids. Gene Ontology annotation, cellular component: presynaptic membrane.
GGUAGCCGUGGAGAGAAGAAAAGGAAAGAAAAACAAGAAGACAGUGGAGGACAGAACGAGUACCAAGACAGACAGAUCCACUGGGACCUUAGCGCGAGCGUCAGCAAGUAUAGACGGCUCCGACACUCCAGAACCCACAGAGACGACGGGCAUCACAAGGAGCGCAUAUAUCGCCAGGGCUUCGGUGAGCUUCUUCACUUCUCCGUGCCUCGAGAGGACUAUUGGGUUUGACGUACCUACUGAUGAGCGUGAUGCGCGCGCGUGACAGUAUGGCAUUCCCGUCAUUCCAGCGGUCUGCUUUUAGGGCACUCGUGGCCUUUACGGUGCUUCUCGCGACCUCUGUUCGGAGCAACGACGUUAACAACAACGAUGAGGAACUUUUCCAGCCAGUGGCCCAAGAUGAGACAGUGGCAGUUGGCGGAACAGUGACCCUGACCUGCAACGUAAAGGAAAACGAUAACUCCUCCCUCCAGUGGUCAAACACGGCACAGCAAACCUUAUACUUCGGAGAGCAGAGAGCACUGAGAGAUAACCGUAUCCAGUUGGUGAAGUCCACGUCCACAGAACUGAUAAUCACCAUUUCAAAUGUUCAGCUGUCAGAUGAUGGAGACUACACAUGUUCCAUCUUCACUAUGCCUGUACGGACUGCACGGGCCACCGUUACUGUACUUGGUGUUCCAGGUAAGCCUGUGAUAACAGGUUUUGAAGAUGUUGUUCAGGAGAACAGCAAAGUUACUCUCACCUGUACCAGUUCAGGCAGCAAACCUCCUGCUAAAUUACACUGGUACAAAGAUAAUGAGGAGCUACAAGGCCGUCCUGAUGUAGUGGAAUCCAACCCAGAUGAACCAACCUACACAGUAACCAGCGAGCUCACCCUCACUGUCACCAGGAAUGAUAACAAUGCUAUGAUCGCCUGUGCGGUGGAUCACGCAUCCAUCACCAAUGGAGACAAGAAGACAGAGCAGCCACUCAGCGUCUUGUUUUCUCCAAGUGUAUGGAUUCAGCCUGAGAGUGACCUGCCCAGAGAAGCAGAGAAGUUUUACCUGCAGUGUGUGGGGAACGGAAACCCAGAACCAACUGCAUUCGAGUGGGAAAAAAAGGACGGAGAGCUUCCCCCACUGGUGAAGGUGGACGGUGCAUUCUUGCGCUUCGAAUCUCUCAACAAGUCAGAUAAUGGCGUUUAUCGGUGCCAGGCUGAUAACGGAAUCGGCAAGGGGGACGGAUCAUACACACUCCUGGUGCAAGAUCUAAGAGAUCCAGACCUCCUCAUCCUCAACUCUCCUCCUCCUCUUUUACAUUCAUCCACUGUUUAUCCUACGUCUCCUGCUGAUCCCUCUGUUUCAGCCUCCACAGAGAGUAAAACUUACCCUUCUCCCUCCUCUUCCACCUCUGUGCCUACGUCCACUCAAUCCAUCUCUUCUACUCUCGCUCCUUCACCCACUACCUCUCCCUCUCUACCUCCUUCUCCUGAAAUUCCCACCACCUCUUUUUCCAAUGCUCUUUUCCCUGACCUCUCUCUUCCACCCUCCUCUGUUCCUGCUCACACCCCUCCGUCACCCCCCUUAUCACCUCCUGUCACUCCUUCAUCUGUCCCCCGGCUGAAUGGAGUGUACACCUUUACAGAAGCCGGAGAGAGCGCUGCAGACCCCACAGCAAUGUCCACCUCCUCAGGAGUAGACCAUGCAGUUAUUGGUGGAGUGGUUGCUGUCAUUGUCUUCAUCAUGCUUUGUCUCCUCAUCGUCCUCGGCAGAUACUUAAUCAGACAUAAAGGUACAUACCUGACUCAUGAGGCGAAAGGUUCUGACGAUGCUCCUGAUGCAGACACAGCCAUCAUUAACGCUGAGGGCGGCCACUCCGGGGUAGAUGACAAAAAAGAGUACUUCAUCUAGAGAUCAAUCCCUCCAUACCCUCUUCCUUCUCACGCUUCAGUUCACUCAGCCUGACAGGGGAUGACAGAAGAAAGAGGGAAUAUAUGAGAGAGAGUAAAACGUGUUGACCUGUUGGAACUGAAGAUCCUCAAAUAAGCUUCAACACACAAGACAGGGAAGUGAGAGUUAUGCACUGACGUGUGGGGCUCAUUUUCUUACACACACAUACACUUAAACACAUGGGUUCAUACAACUUACAGUACACACAUAUACACACACACUCGCCAUGUCUGCAUUGCCAUAAUCACACAUGAGCAUGAUCAUGAGCAAAUCAUACAUGACAAACUUGAAACAAUAAAAAACGUACCUAAAGGCAAUAUGACAGUGACCACUCCUCGCUCAUCACCACUGAUUCUUUUGAAACAGUCCAUAUCAAGCACGAAAGCGCUGUGGCACAUGCACACAGUGACGUACAUACAUGAACUUUCUGCAACCAAAACCACUGGAAAAACACACUGAACAACAAGUAACUUAAAACUAAAGACAAAAUUUAAAUAAACAUGCACACACACACACACACACACUCAUAUAUCACCCCAAUGUUAUAUACUCAUACACAGACCUACUUACUACAUACUAAAUACCUAAAUACAUGCAAACUAAUACACUACACACAGAGCACCCUGACAAAAACAGCAGCCCCUGCAGUCAUUGCACGGGACCCCAAUAUAAAUAUAUAAAUACAUAUAUAUUAUAUAUGAUUAUAUAGCAUCAUUUUUACUCAGUGUGCUGUAAAUAUACCCUCCUUCUCUUUAUCUCUCUCUCUGAUAUUGUGGUAUAUACUCUCUGAGCCUGCCUGGUUUUCUUACAUGCGUAGAAAUGCCGAGUUGAAAAAAAAAAUAUCUGGACUAUAGGAAAAAAAAACGUGGUGUUAUAAAACUUCAGACAUAUUUGUUUGAAUUAUGCUCUUAUCUCUUCAAGUUCAUUUCUGGUAUUUACUGUUGGUGCAACGAUCUAUUGUCAUCAGCCUGGGAAGGUAUUAUUAUUAAUUAUAAUGAGGUUCCACCUCUUUAUCAGAAUGCAAUGAUUGUUUGUUUGUUUGUUUAUUUAUUUGUUUGUUUUUUUUUGGAUAAAUUCAAGUGAUUAGCUCACUCACGCCACCUUCAGGAAUAAAUCAGUCCUGUUCUUCAGUAGCAGGUCAUUCAGAAAAAGCAGGGUAACACAAACAAUACUCCAAAAAAUCUCUCUCUCUCUCUCUCUCUCUCUCUCUCUCUCUCUCUCUCUCUCUCUCUCUCUCUCUCUCUCUCUCUCUCUCUCUC